GUAGUGGAAGGCAGCAGAUAUGCCCCGGACCUGAUUCUUCCAAUCUGGACACUCAUACGUGUGGAGUAAAAAAGCCAGACGAGAAAGAUUGAUUGCGCUCGUCACAAUCUGGCCCAAGUGAUGCUCGUAACUUAGCUUCGAGGAGCCGGCUCUAAUCUCGGGGUCCUCUCUCCCUGUCCCUGAAUCCUACAGCUUGAUUGUGGCCAUCCGUUGCGGAUGAUGGUGCUCGCAGCCGCAGCGAGCGCACCGUCCCUCCAAGGUUGGAAACGCCAGAUCUCAGCUGUUACCUGCCAACAUCCACAUUCAGCCCCACGAACUGUGUUCAGAACAUCUGCAACAAAGAAUAAUGAGAGGAAACGGAGACGCUCCCGAAAUCUGUCCAAAGGCCCAGCAUUAAUCGCCGAAGAAGCUUCUCCGAGUAAUGGUGAAAAUCCCACGGCCAUUCUUGAUCUCAAUGGCGAUGGUGAUGCUACUAUCGAUGAGAAAGCUGCGGGUGCCCCAAGGAGUGCUGUUCUUCAGUCUUGCACUCUCACAUCCGGCUUGCUGCUUGCUGCAGGUCUCCUUCUUCGUGAGGCAUCACACGUUGCAUCUUCAAAUGGACUGCCGUUUGCUGACCCUACGGCCGUAUCUUUCAAUUUUGAAACUUGGCAUCUCGAGUUGGUCGCGGGACUAGUAAUAUUGAUAUCGUCUACCAGAUACAUUCUGCUUCAGACAUGGCCCGAUUUCAGAGAUUCCAGUGAAGCUGCAAAUACACAGAUCCUUACUUCCCUGGAGUCUCUGGAUUACAUUGUAGUUGCUUGUCUCCCUGGGAUAAGCGAAGAGUUCCUGUUUCGAGGGGCACUGAUGCCAAUUUUUGGAUUGAAUUGGAUAAGCGCCCUGGUAACUGGUGCCUUUUUCGGUGCUCUUCACUUGGGCAACGGCAGGAAAUAUUCAUUUGCAAUCUGGGCAACAUUCGUUGGCCUUGCCUAUGGUUUAGCAACCAUAGCUUCCUCAAGCAUCAUAGUCCCAAUGGCUUCUCACUCCAUAAACAAUAUUAUUGGAGGCUUACUUUGGCGCUUCAGGGACAACUCAGAAAGAGAAAUGUAGAAUGGGCAAUACUUCCUCUUGAACAUGUGGUACUAGCAUAGACUGUUUAGUUCUUACUGGACUCGUUGGUUAAAUCAGUUGCUACAUGUAUUAUCUGUGGAUAAGUAGUCUUCAAAUCAUUUGGUGGCGAUGUAAGCUGGUGAUAACAGUUUUACUUGUGUCAUGUUAUCUCCCAUACUUUCUGAGCUGCUGGCACUCUGGCUUAUACCGAA
This is a messenger RNA of Hordeum vulgare subsp. vulgare (domesticated barley), 1298 nucleotides long. RefSeq lists its product as uncharacterized. Gene Ontology annotation, cellular component: membrane. Lineage: Eukaryota; Viridiplantae; Streptophyta; Magnoliopsida; Poales; Poaceae. The record is from RefSeq and is a predicted model, not a curated record. The transcript is spliced from 8 exons. Gene Ontology annotation, molecular function: metalloendopeptidase activity. Gene Ontology annotation, biological process: CAAX-box protein processing. Bases 217 to 1086 code for a protein of 289 amino acids.